AUGCCACUUCGAGAGAGGCUUCGUAAGAUCAAAUCCGACACAAAGUUACGCUUCCUUCAAUCAAUAGAGCCGAAGGAUACGAAUGCGAAAACGGGAAAAUCGCCAACGCCGCCCGUUCAAAACACGCCGCAUGACUGGGUAUACCUAAAGACACUUUGCAAGUCAUUGGAUCAGGCCGCAAAGUCGUUCUCUCCUCUCAAGGGCGCUCUGACUGAUCUGAUUGAGUGUAUUGGCAUUUACGAGGCUGUGAUGCAGAAGCGGGAUGACUAUCACGCGCUAUACAAUGAGCUUGAAAAUUUAUUCCAAUUGCUGAAUGAUAGCUUCACCCUGAAUAUUCCACCAGUCAUGAACACAGCUAUAGAUUCCCUAUGCAGGUCCUUGCAAGAGGAAGUGGCAUUUAUACGUCAAAGGCAAGAUCGGGGAAAAAUACGUCUAUAUCUUGAGGCAAGUCACGACGUGGACGAGGUGUUGGCAUGCUAUCGCCGAAUUCAGAGCUAUUUGCAACGUAUCUCGCUUAACACAAAUAUGUCCACGUGGAAAAUAGUAGACGAGAUUGCUACGGACAAUCGACUUAAACACCUAUCGCCAUCACUCUCUGCUCGUUACAACUCUACGAAGGCGGUGGAACUGAAGCGCGGGCCUUGUACAAAGAACACGCGAGUCCAGCUACUGGCCCAGAUCCAUGAUUGGGUGGAAAGUUCGGGUCCAGGAUCGAUCUACUGGAUGAACGGUAUGGCCGGGACCGGCAAGACAACCAUUGGAUACAGCUUGUGCGAAGAACUCGACACUUGCCGAAAGCUUGCCGCAAGCUUUUUCUGCUCGCGACUCUUGCCAGAAUGCCGAGACAUCAACCUAGUAAUCCCAACUAUCGCAUAUCAGCUUGCACGUUCUUCCCAUCCGUUCCGAUGCGCGUUGUCAAACAUACUCGAGCAAGAUCCAGACGUACACACUAGCCUACCUUAUAUCCAGUUCGAAGCUCUAAUAUCAAAGCCGCUGCUCGAAAUUAAAGACGCGUUACCAGACAAUCUGGUAGUGGUGAUUGACGCGCUGGAUGAAUGCGAGAAUAAGGAGAGCACAAGUAGGAUACUAGAUGUACUUCUCACCAAGUCAGGCGGUCUCCAGGUCAAAUUCAUCGUGUCUAGCCGACCGGAGCCAGAAAUACGGGACGAAAUGAUCAAGCAAACUAAUCAAGCCGGGUCCCGAGUCGUACUUCACGAGCUGGACAAACAAAUAGUACAAACGGACAUUAAAGCAUAUCUACGAGAUGCUCUGGUACAAGCACAGGCAACCGAGGAACAAAUAUCAGCGCUGGCAGAGCGGGCGGGCAUCUUAUUCAUUUAUGCUGCUACGGUCGUACGGUACGUUGGGCAUGACGGGUUCCGCAGAAGCCACGCCCGGCUGGCCAAUGUAUUAGAAUCUUCAAGCAUGUCUGAGAACAAGCACAAGGAGAUCGACGAACUGUACAACGUCGUGCUACAAGCGGCACUCGGCGACCCCGAGUUGGAGAGCGGAGAAAAGAAAGAUAUGCAACUGGUACUUCACUCAGUCAUUUGCGCUCAGGAGCCACUUACUGUCAAUGCACUAUCACAAUUUCUACGGAUGAAGAAUGCCGAAUACGUGCGUGCUGCACUAAGUCCCUUAUGGUCCGUGUUGCACAUCUCUGGGUCUAGCGAAUUGGUUACUACCUUACGUGCAUCGUUCCCCGUCUAUAUGCUCGAUUCAUCACGUUCAGGAAAGUUUUACUGCGACUCGAAAGCUCACAACCAAAACAUGGCUUUACGAUGUUUCAAUCUCCAUAGGGAAAUACGCCCUCAAUUCAAUAUAUGUGGACUAGAGUCGUCGUAUAUACCCGACAACCAGGUGAAGGGGCUAGAAGAGCAAGUACAGAAGGCUAUAUCGGAUGGACUACUGUAUGCCUCACGAUACUGGGGGACCCAUGUGCAAUAUUCGGCUGGGGAUACUUGUUUGAUAUCAGAGCUGGAGGAGUUCCUAUCGGUGCGGCUGCUGCUAUGGAUGGAGGUGAUGAACCUGAAGAAAUACACAGAAGAAAUGCCGAAAGUCCUUCAAAUCGUCGAGAGAUGGGAAGCGGAGCGGUCACCCGAGCUCAACGCGCUUAUCCACGAUGCUUGGCGGUUCACCUCAACCUUUAUGCAUGGAGCAGUGUCCGAAAGUACCCCUCAUAUCUACACAUCAAUGCUUCCGUUCUGGCCAGAAUCUAGUCCAAUUUUCAAGGCUUAUGGAAGGUAUACACAUAGGAUGAUGCGUGUUGAAGGAACAGCAGUUGGACAGCGCUAUCAUGGACUUUUGGCCACAUGGACCUAUGGCGGCUCCAUAACUUCAUCAGCGCUCUCCCCGGAUGGGACUCAAAUCGCUGCAGGCGUUUGGUUUGAUGUCUUGCUCCUUGACUCAUCAACCGGCCAAAGACUUCUCCCUCCGCUCGAAGGACAUGGUAAUUACAUACGCUGCAUUGAUUUCUCCCCAGAUGGAAGGCAUAUAGUUUCCGGCUCGGACAAUGGCUCCGUUUAUGUGUGGAGUACUCGGGACGGAGAGGCUGUAAUAGGACCUCUAGCAAAUGAUUGUGGCCUUUCCUCAGUCGCCUUUUCUCCAGAUGGUGCUCAUAUUGUGUUCGGAACAUCAUCCGGAGAUAUUUACAUUAGAGAUGGUAGUAAUGGGGAUUUUGUGAUCGAUAUCCCAUCUCCAUACGAUAAUUGGGUAUCAUCAGUCAAAUACUCGCCUGAUGGGCGUUGUAUAGUGGCCAGCUCUGGUUGGGCCCUAAGUGGUGAUACUCCCGUCCUAAUAUGGGACGCUCAAACAGGGACUGUACUCAGGACGCUUGCAUUGGAAGAUAGCCCCAGCCAUUUUAGCUUUGCAGAUAUCUCUCCUGAUGGCACUCGUAUCGCCGCCGGGUCCACGGAAGGUUGCGUAUACAUAUGGGAUUUUCAGACUGGGCAAGUCACGCUAGGUCCGUUAAUAGUCCCAGGAGCCGAUACUGCUAUCAAACGGGUUUCCUUUUCAUCUGACGCCUCUCGCCUUCUUUCUGGCUCAGCGCAUGGUACUAUAUGGAUAUGGGAUACUCAUAGUGGUGACCUAAUACUUGGUCCUCUCGAACGCCAUACGGGCGCCAUCACAUUGUUGAAGCUUUUACCAGACAAUAAUCACUUUAUCUCCGGUUCGAUGGAUGACAACUUGUGUUUAUGGGAUACCCGUAGCAUGAUGCCAACACCCGACCCACUCCAGGGGCACGUAUCCAUGGUCACUGGGGAAAUGGCUCUUGGUCCAACAGAAGUAAACCAUACGUACUCCGAAGCCAAGUUCUCGCCCGAUGGCGCUCACAUCGUCCUUGUUUUGUCCGAUGGUGUUUUAUUGCUAGAUUCCCAUACCGGUGACAUUGCUAUGGGUCCUUCGAAGCUACCUGGAUCCAUUCAAUCCAUAGUCUUCUCUCCUGAAGGAGCCUGCAUCGCUUCCAGUACAGCUAACAACAUCGCAAGGAUAUCAGCAGUCGGCACAGGUCAAUCUCUUAUGACAUUUCACCUCCAGCCAAGUGAUGCCAAGGAUAGCCGCUCUAGUACCACUUCUGUUGAAUCACCCUCGCUGGCCGAUUGCAUUACAGCUGCAAGUGAUAUCGGGAGCGGCGCAUCCCGUAUUACCUCUGCCGAAUUAUCCAAGGACUUCACUCUGAUUGCUAUUGCCUCGGACGAGGCUCUCUGCAUUCAUGCUACUCAUGAUGGGCGUGUGAUUUCUGGUCCAUUUGAUGUGCGUCUUUACACGUAUACAUCGAUCAAAAUUUCCCAAGACAAUGCCCUUAUCGGUUACAGCACUGAGGCCGGCUCUCUGGUCGUAAGGGAUGUGCAAAGUGGAAGUGAAUUACUUGAGUUGCAGGAGGAUGGCCUUCUUUCGCGAGGUUUCGAUUUUUCUCCAGAUGGAUCCCAUAUUGUCGCUAUAUCGAGCGCAAUGGACGUAUGCGUUUGGAGCACUCAAACAGGUCAACUUGUGUUCGGCCCACUCAGCGGCCAUGCCGACUUGGUGUUGUCGGUAGCGUUCUCACCAGAUGGCAAACAUAUCAUCUCUGGCUCAAGAGAUACGACAAUUCGGGUGACCGACAUACAGCCUUUUUCAACCUCCUUUGGCGGAAGACUUCGGGGAAUGGGAAAUGAGAAGGAAUGGGUGGAUAGUAGAUGGGCUCUCGAGGCUAUUGGUCUGGAUUCCUGGCGAUUUGAGAACAGUACUAAUGCGGCCGCGAACAAAGCUAUUAAUAUCGAGGAAAGGCUAUCUUCGGGUCAAUUUUGA
Molecule: messenger RNA, 4287 nt
Organism: Rhizoctonia solani
Lineage: Eukaryota; Fungi; Basidiomycota; Agaricomycetes; Cantharellales; Ceratobasidiaceae
Product: peptidase C14
Exons: 8
Coding region: 1-4287 (1428 amino acids)
Molecular function (GO): protein binding
Source: RefSeq, a predicted model, not a curated record